This is a messenger RNA of Cannabis sativa, 1747 nucleotides long. Its product is annotated as GDSL esterase/lipase At5g22810-like. The record is from RefSeq and is a predicted model, not a curated record. Lineage: Eukaryota; Viridiplantae; Streptophyta; Magnoliopsida; Rosales; Cannabaceae. Gene Ontology annotation, molecular function: hydrolase activity, acting on ester bonds. The transcript is spliced from 6 exons. Bases 397 to 1464 code for a protein of 355 amino acids.
AAUUACAACAUGCACUACGUUUGGAUCGCGAAUACCCGUAAUUAUAUUUUGCAAUGUAAGCAAUUAAUAUAACUUCCAAAAACAAAAUUACAAGUAAGAAAAAAACAACAAAAACAAAAACAAUUGCAUCAAUGCAUGAAAAAAAUCUAUAUUUAGAAAAUUGUCUUUAACAAUUAACCUUUCAAAUUCAAACUUGUUUUCACCAUCACUUCAACAAUAUAUUAUUUCUAGGUCAAUAUAAGUGCUAAUGAUGCGCUAAGACAUGAAAAUUUUAGAAAAAGAUUACAUUAAUUGUUGAAAUAUAAACCUAAUCAAUUUCACAAAAUUAUAUAAUAAUCAACCAACAAAUUAUUAAAUUAAUUUUCCAAUAUUUUGUUUCAUCUCUUCUCUAUACAAAUGACUUUCCUCUGGCAAUCUUUCUCUCUCUCUUGGAAGCUCAUUACAUUCUUAUGGUUAAUGAAUGGUGUUCAAUCACAAAUAGUUCCAGCAGUAUUUCUUUUCGGAGAUUCAGUACUCGAUGUUGGUAACAAUAAUAAUUUAGCGACGGUUGUUAAAGCCAAUUUUCCUCCUUAUGGACAGGACUUCAAAAAUCACACCCCUACCGGUCGAUUUUGUAAUGGAAAAUUGGCUAUUGAUUUCUUAGUUGACACUCUAGGGUUUGAUUCUUAUCCACUUCCUUAUCAAAACACAAAGGCCACAGAUAGAAAUCUUAUAAAGGGAGCAAAUUUCGCUUCGGGUUCUUCGGGAUAUGAUGAUUCUACAGCCAAUUUAUAUGGCACAAUUUCAUUGACAAAGCAAUUGGAAAAUUAUGGAGAGGUCCAAAAGAGAAUAAUAGGAAUGGUUGGUAAAGAAAAUGCUUCAUCAAUAUUUUCAGGUGGUCUUUAUGUAAUAAGUGCUGGAACAAGUGACAUUCUUCAAAAUUAUCAUAUUAGUCCCACUCUUCAGAAUACUUAUUCAUCUAUUGAUAAAUAUUUUGUCCCCCUUCUCAAAUCAUUUACACAAUUUGUUGAGAAAUUGUAUUCGAUGGGAGCACGAAAGAUUGGAGUGACUUCAUUGCCACCACUAGGGUGUUUGCCUGGAUCGAUGACAAUAUUUGGUUUAGUAAGUGACCAAUGUGUGGAAAAGCUUAAUUUCGAAGCAAAUUCUUUUAAUAAAAGAUUAAAUUCAACUUCUCAAGCCUUGAAGAAAAGGUUAUCUGGCUUAAACUUGCUUGUCAUAGACAUCUACCAACCUCUCUACAACCUUAUCAAAAACCCUAAACAACAAGGAUUUAAAGAGUCAAAGAAGGGUUGUUGUGGAACAGGAUUGGUAGAAACUUCAGUGCUAUGCAAUAAAUUGCAAUUAUUUGGUACAUGUUCAAAUUCAUCUGAAUAUGUCUUUUGGGACUCUUUUCAUCCUUCUGAAGCUGCCAAUAGUAUACUUGCUAAUGAUAUGGUCUCAGUUGGAUCUUCCCUAGUCUUCUAAUCAUAUAUUAUAUAUAAUUAAUUUAUGUUAAUAGUCACUGCAUAUAUAUAUGCUAUUUAAUUUCUCAUGUUGUAUAUUACUUAUUAUAAGGUGCCAGCUCAUCUUGGUAGCUGGAGUUUUAGUUGUUAAUUAAUUACUAUAUAUGAUAUUCUAGAAGGAUUAUAUUUUACUAAGAAAUAUUCUCUUCUAGCCCUUUGUCAAUUAAAUUCUAAGUGUUUGGAUUCAAACAAUUACAAAUUCUAUUUUACUUAAAGUUAGUUAAUUAAUUACAUUUGGAAUUGAA